AUGUCCGAGAUCCAGUCCACCUUUCAACCGCCUUCCUCAGAUGGUAAACCUUUCGUGCCCGAAUGGCAAGCACCACCGGCUACCAAAGAAAUUCACGACUUUGCCAAACUCACCACAAUCGACCUAAGCCUUCUAGACUCGUCGGAUCCCUCCGUCGUCGCAGACCUGGUAGCAACCACCAAACGAGCCAUCAAGGAAGACGGGUUUCUAUACCUGGUAAAUUAUGGUGUAACAAUCGAGCAGCUUCAUCGUCAGUUCGCCAUCGCCCAGUAUCUUCAUCGAAAUAUAUCAGAGGAAGACAAGGAGCGGCUUCUGUGGGACCCAGCCACUGGUCUGUUUGCCGGAUAUAAGCCUGGUUUCGGAUGGAAGAGAGAAAAGGGAGCCGUUGAUGGUAUUGAGCAUUUCAAUUUCUAUCAUGAGCAAUUCAGCGACAUCAACAAAAUCCCUACCUGCAUUCACCCAUUCAUGGACGAGAUCAUCGCCUUUUGCGAGUUCUUAACUCAGUCUGUCAAUAGGCGACUUCUCAGAUUGCUCUCAAAAGUCCUGGAGCUCGACGAUGACUUCCUCUGGAACAAGGUUCAGUCUCAGAAAGGUCCAGUGGGGGAAGGGUACUUCCGUCACGCACUGUUCCAUCCGCUUCAGGAAGACACAAAGAAGCUUGGAGGAGGUCUGAGAAUGAACGGACAUCACGAUUACGGAACAACCACUUUGCUCUUCUCCGUACCUAUCAGCUGUCUGCAGAUCUACGGCAAUGACGAAAAAUGGAGAUACGUGGGCUACAAUCCCGGUUCAUUGGUGGUCAAUCUGGGGGAGACUCUCGAGAUUAUCUCUGGUGGUCACUUUAAAGCUACAAGACAUCGCGUAUAUCAACCCCCUUCGGACCAAGCUCACGAGCAGAGACUAUCCUUAGUUCUCUUCAACGCCGCCGAAGGAAGUCUCAGGGUGUCUCCAGCUAUGGAGUCACCGCUCCUGCAGAGGGAGGGCUGCAUAAACGAGCAAGGUGUUUAUAAAGGUUUCAAAACACUCAUGGAUAACGGUAUGCCUGUCCCAACAAUGAGGGAGUGGAGGGAGAUUCAGAUAGCGACUUUGCCAGAACCAAACUUGAAAAAGGAAAUGAAAAUCCUUGAAGUCAAUGGCAAACUCAUGUAUCAAAGAGAUCUGUUCGGCAUCCCUGUGGUCAUUCCUGUCUAA
Kwoniella botswanensis is the source of this 1191-nucleotide messenger RNA. RefSeq lists its product as uncharacterized. The record is from RefSeq and is a predicted model, not a curated record. The transcript has 7 exons. Lineage: Eukaryota; Fungi; Basidiomycota; Tremellomycetes; Tremellales; Cryptococcaceae. Gene Ontology annotation, molecular function: 2-oxoglutarate-dependent dioxygenase activity. The coding region runs from base 1 to 1191 and encodes 396 amino acids.